UAUGGACUGCUUACACUUUACCCUCCCAAGCCCACUUUGUAGGAAUACACUGGAUAUCUUCUGUCAGAGAUAUAUCACGAAGUAAUAUGGCUGAGAGUUCUGGAAGUUCCAACAAUCGGCGUCUACUUAGAUUAAAGCUCACCGAUGGGCACUCUGAUAUUACUGCUAUAGAGUACUCUCAUAUACCAUCAAUUCCUGAUGAUAUUGUUCCUGGCACUAAGGUGCGCUUGGAAAACAAAGCUACAGUUCACAGCGGUAUUGUGUGUUUGAAUGCCAAAAUGAUUACCGUUUUAGGAGGUGCUGUUAGUUCUCUUUAUGAGGAAUGGCAGAUGAACAAAAAAUAUUCAGGUUUCUCCCGUUCAACCUUGAAAGUAGCACAUGAGGACGGGGCUGCUGGUCCACCACCAUUUGAGAAGUUGCAGAUUGGAGCUUUGCACAAACACCCUUCUCAGCAUAAGAGAUAUUCUGAAAAAGCUCAAAGUUCCACAGCUAAUCAAAUGCAUAGAUUCCCGAACAAUGAUUCAAGGAUGGAGAGCACCAGUAAUGAAUGGAAGCCACCUGCUCAUAUUGAAAGGAAUGAAGAAAAGCCAAGCACUUCUGAAUCAAGGCCAAAAGAAGUGGCCGAGGCUGUCCCUGUUCAAAACCAAGCAGCUGCGCAAAAACUACUGCAGAAAAUGAGUCAGCCCCCUCCUCGUGGUGGUCAUCGUUCUAGAGGGCAAAGACACAGGGGAAGGGGAAGAGAGGAAGAGGAGUCACACCUUCUUACCCUAGAGGAAUGGGAAAGAAGAAAAACCAGUGGUAAUCUUUCUGCAACACAUCAGUUUCCUGAUGUUAGUCAAGACGAGGAUCUUGCAAGACAGCUACAACAGCAAUUAGAUUUCGAAGAUUUUCACGAACAAGAAGAUAGUACAACAAAAACCGAGGCAGAGAAUAUUAGAAUGAGCAUGUUCACAUUUGAAAGAGACGAUGGGGGAGCUCAUGGAACGACAGGAUUUAGAGGACGGGGAAGAGGAAGAGGAAGGGGAAGGGGAAGAGGUAGGGGAAGGAGAGGCUGACUUUCGUCUCCCAUUCAGCCUUUCCGCCUUUUUCUUUUUCUAAGUUAGAUUGUUAGUUUUUUCGGUAUACAUAACUUUCCCAAGGACAUCACAUGUGUUUUCUUUCAUCUUCUUUGGCUACUUGGUAUUUGUAACUGCUUUUCAGUACCAUUAUAGAUGUUUCCCUUUUUUCAAAUCACCUAUCAUAUGCACGAAAGAAUGUACUUUAGUAUGAAUGUGAUUCCAUCUCUCUUCUUCCA
Capsicum annuum is the source of this 1294-nucleotide messenger RNA. RefSeq names its product tudor domain-containing protein 3. The transcript has 6 exons. The record is from RefSeq and is a predicted model, not a curated record. NCBI's taxonomy places the organism in Eukaryota, Viridiplantae, Streptophyta, Magnoliopsida, Solanales, Solanaceae. Bases 87 to 1055 code for a protein of 322 amino acids. Gene Ontology annotation, cellular component: nucleus.